Molecule: messenger RNA, 2625 nt
Organism: Nelumbo nucifera (sacred lotus)
Lineage: Eukaryota; Viridiplantae; Streptophyta; Magnoliopsida; Proteales; Nelumbonaceae
Molecular function (GO): protein binding
Source: RefSeq, a predicted model, not a curated record
ACCCUUAUAUUACAAGCCCUGAAGCCCAUCUCAGAGAGAGAGAGAGGAGAGAAUGCGUAUGUGUAUAUGUGCUUCUGCUGUGUGAAAAAAGAAAAGGGAAACACAGCCAAAAUCCAAGAGAAAUAAAAGGGAAGAAAGAAGACGAAAACAAAAAAGAAAAACCCUAGUUUUGAAAAAAAAGGGAGAAAAAGAUGGCAAAUUUGCAGAGUGGUUGAAAGAAGAGAUGAGAAACCAUGGCGAAUAACGGGGUUACAGAGACGGAAACAUGGGGUACUUGGGAGGAGCUAUUGCUAGCAUGCGCCGUUAACCGGCACGGGACCAAUAGAUGGGACUCCGUCGCCAUAGAAAUACAAAACCGAAGCUCUACCCUUCAUCUACUAACCGCUCAGAACUGUAAACAGAAAUAUCACGACCUUAAACGUCGAUUCACGUCGAAAGACGACAAAACCAACGAAAAAGAAGACGAAUCUGAAACGAACGAUAAGAAAGAUGUCAUGCCGUGGCUCGAAGAGUUGAGAAAACUUAGAGUCGCUGAGCUUAGACGUGAGGUUGAACGAUACGAUGUUUCGAUCGUGUCUCUGCAAUUGAAAGUGAAAAGAUUGAAAGAAGAGCGCGAAUGGAGCUUGAGAGAGAAAGAGAAUAGUGUAGAGAAACCAGAUCUGGAAAAGGACUCGGAGAAAUUCAGAGCUAAAGAGGAACAAAAGGAGAGAGAUGAUGAGCCGGAAAAAUCCUCGCCGGAAAACGUCGACGGCGAACCUGUUACCGGCGAAGAAUCCGACCGUGAAAACCAGUCGUUCAACGAAUCCAAUUCGACGGAUCCGAAGGGUGGCACUCGCGAUAACGGCGUUGAAGAGUCGGAGAAGAAACGGGAACCGGUGGAAACCAUUACCGGAAGACCGGAUCCAGUUUCUGGUGACUUAAAGCCUACCGGUGAGGGGUCUUGCAACGGUAGUUCGGAUACAGUGCCGAAAGAAUCUGCUGCCCCGCCAGUGGGGAAGUCGUUGGGAUCAGUUAAGGCCAGGGAAGCGGGUGACUCGCCCGAGUUAUGGGAAUCGAUGGCCGAGUCAAAAGGUGGCGGGGAUGAGGAGACGAAAGAGAACAGUGACGUGCAGAGUUCGGCGAGUUUGUCGAAGAAGAAUCGCCGGAAGGCGAUUUCAGGCAGUAGUAGUGGGGACGAGCCGGAGACCGAAGAGGUUUCUCCCGCCAUCAAACGGAUUUCUGUUAAAUCUGAACCGUUGAUGUCUUUCCUCGAGAUUAUCCGGUCGCACAAAUAUGGCUCCGUAUUCGAGCGCCGGCUCGACAGCCAGGAUACGACUAAGUAUACGAGUUUAGUGCGGCAACACGUAGACCUCGAACUAGUGCAAUCGCGGCUGGACGAAGGGCGGUAUAACAGUUGCAGCAGCAAGUUCUUCCGCGAUUUGUUGCUUCUCUUCAAUAAUGCCAUCGUCUUCUUCGCCAAGUAUUCCCCAGAAUCUGUCGCUGCCAUUGCAUUAAGAGAGCUUGUCACUAAAGAGAUGGCGAACAGAAAUACUAAAAAACCAGAUACAUCAGCUGAUGAACCACCCCAGCUACCACCCGUUCCUCUUCCAACUAAAUUGAGUUCAGAACCGACGGAUUCGUUGUUUGCAAAACCUAAAUCAAUUGGUCCCAUCAUUGCUUGCCGAAAACGCAGCUCCAUAUCAGCUAAGGCGUCCACGGCAGCUAUCGAUAGGAAAGGUGAUCUAAAGCCGUCAACAAUAGGAGCAACGGCAACGGCAGUGAUUGAUGAGAAGCCCCUUAUCGAUGCGAAGCAAGCCGAUAAUGUGGCCGACGAAAAAAAGCGGAUGAGAGAUAGAUUGACAACGUCCGGUACUAGAAGCUUAAGAGCAGGCAAUAAGAGCCGGGCAACCACUACUACCAGCAAAAUUUUAAAUGCGAAUUCUAGCCAAAGCCCAGAACGUAGCUCGAGCCCUCCGUCGGGCAAAGGUGGUGUUGCUCCUGAAGACAGUCCAGAACCCAAGGUGGAGAAAAAAAACAAUAACACAACCGCUGUUGCCAAGAAGCGUAGUGCGGCGAAUUUUUUGAACAGGAUGAAACGGAACUCUUCGUCUAACGGAACACUGUUAGAGACGUUGAAGAGUUCUGUAAAUGGUUCGAACAAUAACAAAGGAGUUGCAGGAGGAGUUGAACAAAAGAAAAAUAGCGGAAAGAGUGAUGGACGGAAAGAUCAGUCUCCCCAACAAAGGUCUGGCGGCAAACAUGCUAGAGAACAGAGGAAUCCGGCGAAAAGAAGUGUCGGGCGUCCGCCUAAAAAAGCAAUGAGACAGACAUCUCUACCCCCUCCCGUACCAUCAAAGCGGGUGAGAGAAACGGUAGAAACGGAGGCGAUGACAUCUAGGCAGGCGACGAAACGAAAGAGGAGGUGAUGGCAGGUUCUGUAAAUUAUGUAGCGCUAAGGUUAAUUAAUUUUGUAACGAUGUUAUCUUUUUCGUUAACUUUUACCUCUUUUCUUCUGUUCUUUUUCAUCCAUUUGAUAUUACUGGUUUUCUUCAUUGUUUUGCCUGUGAUCAUUUGUGAUUACAGUUUAUAUGUUUUUAUUUUUGGUAAUAAUUUGUGAUUAAGUUCAGGUGGUUCAAAAAGUAAUAA